AUGCGCAUCCACACGGGCACGAAACCCUACGCGUGCGACUACGUCGGCUGCCUGCAGCGCUUCAACACGUCGGGCAACUUGAGCCGCCACAAGCGCAUCCACAGCGGCGAGCGGCCCUACCCGUGUCUCUUUGACGCCUGUGGCAAGCGCUUCAACACGAGCACAAAGCUCAAGCGCCACAUGCGCGUGCACUUUCCAGACGGCCCCCACGUGUUCCACUGCAUGGGGCAACACGGCCACUGCCAGUGGAGCUGCGACAACUACAAGGACUAUGUGCAGCAUCAGAAGAUCCAGCACGGGGGGCGCCAACACGACACGUAUCACCUGCAACAACAGCAACAGGUGCAGCAACAGAUGCAGCAACAGGUGCGACGUCCACUUGCAGCGGCGUCGGCAGUAGAGAGCCCCAUACUGAGCGCCGACACGAGUGGGUUUGGCUUUUACGCGGCCGACGGCAGUCGCGAGUGCGCGAAUGAGCACAUGCUGUACGCAAAGUAUCGAAACUCGAUCGGUGCAGGUGGGAGCUGUGUGCCCGACUCGAGUUGCAGUAGUUUGGUGGACAAAGCGAAAAGCAGUCGCAGCAGUUGCAGUCGCAGCAGUUGCAGUCGCAGCAGUUGCAGCAGCAGCAGUUGCAGUAGUAGCCAUUUGGCUGUGCCCGUGUGGACCAAACAGGUGGGGCUGCCGGCGUUCUUUGGCUCGAGUGACACCCACUUGAGCAGCCUCCCGACAGUGCUGCCCAAGGAGCCGCGAAAGCGACAGGCCGACUUGACGCAUCCGUUCGGAUCCGAUCAGCCGUAUCGGAUACCAUCGAACAACACUUCUGCGCUGUUGUUCUCGCCAGCGGCAGUGCAGUAUGGAAGUACAGCGGCGGCGUUUGCGGUCGCGUCGGGUUCGGACACGGCGUUCGGUCGGCCGAGUGCGUCGAGUCCGAAUCACUUUGCACCGCUUCGAAUGGACGAAAAGCGUGACGACAGCAGCAACAGCAGCAGCAGCAGCUACGAACCGCACCCGAGUCAACAACAUUUGAUACUGCCGCUCUCCAGUUACCACGUGCUUCGACCACCGCCGCAGGGCAAUUCGCCGCCGACGAUGACGACUGCUGCUGCUGUUUCUGGCAAGUACGGCGGAUGUACAGUGUCAUUGCCGAUGAAUUCGGCAGCCCCCGAGUUCACUGGGGAAGAGCUCAGUGUCGUUUUGCAGCUUAUGAACGAGACGUACUAG
Messenger RNA from Hyaloperonospora brassicae, 1221 nucleotides. The record is from the annotation of a GenBank genome assembly. NCBI's taxonomy places the organism in Eukaryota, Oomycota, Peronosporomycetes, Peronosporales, Peronosporaceae.